This is a messenger RNA of Bufo bufo (common toad), 1580 nucleotides long. RefSeq names its product phospholipase A2 inhibitor 25 kDa subunit-like. Bases 50 to 631 code for a protein of 193 amino acids. Lineage: Eukaryota; Metazoa; Chordata; Amphibia; Anura; Bufonidae. The transcript has 4 exons. The record is from RefSeq and is a predicted model, not a curated record.
UCACUAAGUCAUUCUCUCUGUCUCCACAGGUGGCGCUCUGACUUGCAAAAUGUGUACGACUGCCAAUGCUAAAUUCUGCAAUGCCUCCAGUGUGGUCUGUCCUGAGGAUCAUGUCUGCGCCUCCUCCUACACCCUGACGAAUACACAUGGGGCGAUAUUCUCCAUGUUGUGUGCUCCCAGACAUCAGUGUGAUGCCCCCGGCAGUAUCAGUGCAUCCAGCGGUCGACUCCAGAGAAGCACAACCUGCUGUGACACAGAUAACUGUACUCCACCGCCCCCCACAUUACCCGAUUAUAAUUUUCAGCCAAAUGGCUUAACCUGCCAAACCUGCUUAUCUGUCUCCUCAAAGUGGUGUUCCUCUAUGCAUACCAUAGACUGUACUGGAGAGGAAGAUGCCUGCUUGCUCCAAACCAGCCAAUACUACGCUCCCAUAAGAAGAUCAGCAGCAGUUCGUGGAUGUGCCACUAAAAGUAUCUGCUCUCUCGGCACCCAGAGGAUAGAAUUUGGCACCCUUAAAAUGAAGUUCAAGUAUUCAUGUGUAUUCGCCGGAAGCACACAUCUGCAAAACGGAUUGGUCGCUCCUUUGACUGUUGCACUCGCAGUAGUAAAAUAUUUCGCAUCACAAAAAUGAACAUAAACAGAGAUUCAAAUAUGGUCGGAGGUGAUACAAAGAGUAUAUUAUAUAAUUCUAUAUAUUUAUAUUAUUAUAUUGUUAUAUCAGUUGACAUAACUCAUUUUUUUUGUACAAUACAGUAGCACAACACACUUUGCCCCUGAAUACAAUCACGUCACAUAUGAUGGUCCCUGAAAAUUUAGCACUACACACACACAAUGCCCUGACAUAGCUAUAGGGGAAGCGGCUGCUUUGGGGCCCAAAUUCAGAAGGGCCCCACCCAGGAGGAGGACUAAAAUAUUUUAUUGUCAGGAGCCCCUCAACAUUAUUAUAAAAUAACAUUAUACAGAGAGACACUAUAGGAAAUGAACAGGCUGCCGGGCCUCGUCUGAGAGAGAGAUCUUGACUAGCCACGGGAGGAGGGGGUUGCGAAGAAGUUUCUGAUGGGGGGGUAUUAAAAAAUGUAUUUUGAAGCCCAGUCAUUUCUAGUUAUGCCACUGCAUCUAAUAAUAGUGUCACAUGCUGCCCCUCCUGAAAAUAAUACUAUAGAAUGUGCCACACACAAAUAGCAGCUACUUUAUUAGAUACUACAGAAUUUUCACUCUUGUUUGGACUUUUCCUUCAGUACUUGGGUGUUUCUCCGCUGUUGUUCCCUCCAACAAUUUUCAAGAGUUAUGUAAUUUGCAGAAAGUUGGAACAAUAACAUCUGAUGCAAUGACCUCAGUCACAGAUACUGAAUAAACUGAAGUGGGGAAGAAAAUGUCAGAGCCGAGGCAAAAGUUACAUUAAAUAUUAAGAACUAUUUCAGAUCUUGAGUAAGCUUGUAAAAAAAAAAACAUACAUUUCUUGUACUGAUUCUGAAUUACACAAUGUUUCCUUUUUUACUUAUGUAUAAAGCUAAAAGAAAUAAAAAAUGAAAAAAAUACUGCUGAUUUCUGGUUUCACUGGAGCAUGGACUAAAAGAGGU